AUGAUUUAUGUCAAUGAGGAGCUGGUCAUGCCUGCGAUACGAUUUCCAGUUGAAGGGUCAUGCUUUGCAGACAAGGAGACUAUUUUCGCAUUGCAAACACCAGUUGCUGUACUUGAAGGAUCAGAUAUGAAUGUGAAAGUGAGCAUUUCAGCAGAUAUUCCACUUAAAAAUGAUAAAAAUGUUGGGGUCACACUUCUUACUGAACGUGCAAUACAAGGUGAAGAUGCAAAAUUCAAAAGUACUCAUAAAGGUAUGCAGGUGAUAAUAUAUCGUAUUGCUUAUGCCUUAAAACCACCUCCAUCUGCAGUUCUCUAG
Molecule: messenger RNA, 315 nt
Organism: Ilex paraguariensis (yerba mate)
Lineage: Eukaryota; Viridiplantae; Streptophyta; Magnoliopsida; Aquifoliales; Aquifoliaceae
Source: the annotation of a GenBank genome assembly